AUGAGACAUGGAUAUUAUGCACUCCUGGGGGGGUUCCUCAUCAUGUUUUCUCUUGGCCAAAUGUACACUUUGGGUGAGUACAGGUAUGUUAUCAAAGCUGUGAUGUUUCUUAAUUCUGAAAACCAAAAAUCUUUUUUAACACCAGCCAAUAUGGCACCUUACAUUGUCUCCUUCCUUCACGAGUACGUCGAUGCUAACAUCAGUCCAGGCUUCGCCAUUUCGCUAUCUACAGGUGCUGUCGCAGCCUUCGGCAUCACCCUGCCCCUCUCUGGCAUCUUCUGGAGCAAAGUCGGCAUCAUGCGAUUUGUCUUUGUUGCAUGUCUUUUGAAUAGCGCCAGUGUAUUCUUCUCUGCCUUCACAAUAAGAGUCAACGCAAUUCUUUUCUUCUUUACGUACUCAAUUUUGGCGGGCAUCGCUGUUGGAUGUGGAUAUGGCUUAGUUCUUCAAGUGGCUCUUUCAUGGUUUCCAAAGAAGCAUGGUCUUGUAGUCGGCAUAUGUACCGUUGGCUUUGGCGGAGGGGUUACGUUGUUACUCCCCAUACAAACGAUCCUCAUAAAUCCCAACAACACGUCUCCCAAUGCAACUACCGAUAUGUUCGAGGACGUCAACAUGCUUAAUCGCAUUCCACCGUGCCUGCAGAUAACCGGCGCCCUAAUCACUGGCCUGGAAGUGGUAGGCUGCUGUUUCUUCCGCCAGCGACCAUCCGCCGACUCGGAAAUGGACGAAGAGGAGACCGUCGCGCAGACACCAAUUCCGGACGACCGAUUCCUCAUGGUGGUCUCCAUUACUGGAGCAGUCUUCAACAUAAUGGGUCGCUUCUUCUGGGGUUACAUCGCUGAUAAAGUGUCAUUCAAGAUCCCAAUGAUCCUUGUUAAUGCGGUUUACGCAGCGGCACUCAUCAGUCUGCCCCGCAUCCUCUGGCUGCCGGGCGCUGGGAGGGUGUGCUACGCCAUUUGGGUGCCGCUUCUCUUCCUCUGCCUGGCGGGCAAUUUUGUGCUGCUGACUUUCGGAAUAACCCGGUCCAUGGGCCCCAAACACGUUGCCAGCAUCUACGGUGCCAUCUUCUUGGCUUCGGUACCGGCUUCUCUGCUCGGAGCCGGAAUAUUUUCCCAAAUUGACGUGAGGAAUUGCUUCAAUGAAAUAUUUCUUGCGAACGGUAUAAUUGCUCUGUCUGUUUCAAUCUUCGCUAUUUUCCUGCGAGAUGACCAAAUUCCACACUGGCCGAGGUGGCUACCUUGCAAUCUCGAUCGUACCAAAAGUCCUCUUUUUUCACCAUCCACGACUCCUACUGAGGUCUGUCUGUAG
Molecule: messenger RNA, 1305 nt
Organism: Echinococcus granulosus
Lineage: Eukaryota; Metazoa; Platyhelminthes; Cestoda; Cyclophyllidea; Taeniidae
Product: oxalate:formate antiporter
Exons: 8
Coding region: 1-1305 (434 amino acids)
Source: RefSeq, a predicted model, not a curated record